Molecule: messenger RNA, 822 nt
Organism: Pichia membranifaciens NRRL Y-2026
Lineage: Eukaryota; Fungi; Ascomycota; Pichiomycetes; Pichiales; Pichiaceae
Exons: 1
Coding region: 1-822 (273 amino acids)
Cellular component (GO): proteasome core complex
Source: RefSeq, a predicted model, not a curated record
AUGAAUCACGAUCCAUUCCAUUGGGGUAGACCAUCGGCUGACGCCUAUGGAGAAUACAACUAUAACAUUGCCCAUGCAUCGAAUGCAGACCGGAGCACAUCGACGAACUCGGAAUUCCCAAGAAUGCACACUCAACAACCAAUGAUUACUGGUACCUCUGUGAUUGCAAUCAAAUACAAGGACGGUAUUGUGAUGGCAGCCGAUCACAUGGGAUCUUUUGGUUCCUUGAUGAAGUUGGACGAUUUGCAAAGAAUAAUACCUGUCGGCAAGAGUGCAGCUGUUGGUAUUUCCGGAGAUAUUAGUGAUUUCCAAUAUUUGGAGCGUCUAUUGGACGAUCUUGAGAUUGAGGACUCGUAUGACAUGGAGAGUGACAAUCUGAAAGCCGAUUAUCUAUCUGAAUAUUUGACCCGCGUGAUGUACAACAGGAGAUCCAAGAUGAACCCACUCUGGAACGCAAUCAUAGUGGCGGGUUUUGAUGCGAAGGGGGAAUUGGUACUAAAACAUGUUGAUCUUCUAGGUGUGUCGUACUCCUCACCAACGUUAGCAACUGGUUUUGGUAAUCAUUUGGCGAUUCCACUUUUGAGAAAGAAGGUGGACAGUGAGGAAGACGUCCAGAAGUUAAGCAAAGAGGAUGCGAUCCAGACUGUGAAGGACUGUAUGAAGGUUCUCUUUUACCGUGAUGCGAGAUCAUGGGACAAGUAUUCGAUGUGUGUCAUAGAGAAGUCGACCCAAUCUAUCAAGAUAGAGAAAGACGUUGCCGUUGAGGGGAUGAGAUGGGACUUUGCCCAGCAUAUCACCGGUUAUGGUAUUCCUCAGCCGUAG